AAGGCCAUGUAACACAGUGGUGAACAUGCCCUUUCCCAACUACUUUGGCACGAAAUGCGAAGUUAAUUAUUAUUUGCAAAAAAAAAUAAAGUUUAUGAGUUUGAACAUCAAAUAUCUUGUCUUUGUAGUGCAUUCAAGUGAAUAUGGGUUGAAAAAGAUUUUCAAAUCAUUGUAUUCCGUUUAUAUUUACAUCUAACACAAUUUCCCAACUCAUAUGGAAACGGGGGUUGUAAUAAAGCUUAUGUUUUAGCUGCCAUUUUAUUUGUGAGCGAUUCAGAUGUCGCCGAUUCUAAUGCAGUUUCAUGAAGCUGUUGAUGCGAUGAGAGUUGUUCUCUCUGCUGCAGCUCCACGAUGGUGAAGACAGAAGGAGUGCAGACAGGAAAAUUAGACAGACGGGUUCUCAGAGAGGCAAGGAUGCAGUUACUGUCUCGCUCUGGGCACCAAGCAGCCCGGAGCCGCUUUCUUGGCCUUAUAUAGUGUGUUUGGACACUACUUGGCAGUCAGAAGAGGAGCCUGAGCCAGAAGCACAAGGAGCGCAUCCUGGUCCAGUCGGACGCUGCACACUGAGCUCUGUACCUCUCUGGCACACGUCCGGGAUUACUGCUGGUGUUUUGAGCAAAGGCAGGAGCUGUGGCUAGGGAGGAGGGCAAAGGGAUAUGCAUUUGGUGCUCGCUCUCUCGCCCCCGUCCUCGCCUGAGGGGGUGAGGUCGGUGGGCGUUGUGCAAGCAGUGGAAAUGCAGAGGUAGAAAACCAGACAGAGCGGGAAAGACAGAGUAAGAGUUACUCCAGUGUCCAGGUCACCACAGCGUGUCAAACAAGCACCAACUAUGAGCUGCCUCCCACUCCUCAGCUGCCGUUAAAGCAUGUUGAUACUCCGGGCUCAACAAGGUCCUGCAAGAGUGCCGAAAUAAAGCGAAAGCAGUCACGGAGUCAGAGUAUGGUCCAGGCCAUGGAGGAGAGCUACGAGGUGGACCUGAUUUACAUCACGGAAAGGAUCAUCUCCCUCUCUUUCCCGGGCGCCGCCGAGGAGCAGAGCUACACCGCCCAACUCAAGGAGGUGGCGGCCAUGCUGCGGUCCAAACACAGCGACCACUACCUGGUGCUCAACCUGAGCGAGUUGAGGAAUGACCUGGCAACGCUAAACCCCAAGGUGCUGGAGUUUGGCUGGCCGGACCACCACGCGCCGCCGCUGGACAAGAUCUGCAGCAUGUGCAAGGCCAUCGACAUGUGGCUGAACGGCGACCUGCACAACGUGGUGGUCCUUCACAACAAAGGGAACCGAGGUCGUACGGGGGUGGUGGUGGCCGCCUACAUGCACUACAGCAACAUAUCGGCAAGCGCCGACCAGGCGUUGGACAGGUUCGCCAUGAGGCGCUUCUAUGAGGACAAAGCACUUCCUGUCGGUCAGCCAUCGCAGAGAAGGUACGUGCAAUACUUCAAUGGACUUUUAUCCGGCCAGAUCAAAAUCAACAACAAGCCUCUGUUCUUGCAUCACGUCAUCAUGCACGGCAUCCCCAACUUCGAGUCCAAAGGAGGCGAGUGUACCCCCGGUUGCCGACCCUUUCUGAAAAUCUACCAAGCGAUGCAGCCAGUGUAUACAUCGGGGAUAUACAACGUGCAGGGAGAUGGCGGCACGAGCAUCUGCAUUACCAUAGAACCCGGCUUACUGCUGAAGGGCGACAUCCUGCUCAAGUGUUACCACAAGCGCUACAGAAACCCCAACAGGGAUGUUGUGUUCAGGGUGCAGUUCCACACGUGCGCCAUCCACGACCUCGGAGUGGUGUUCGGAAAGAGCGAGCUGGACGAGACAUUUAAAGAUGACAGAUUUCCUGAAUACGGGAAGGUGGAGUUUGUCUUUUCAUACGGUCCAGAAAAAAUCAAAGGCUUAAGUCACCUGGAGAAUGGACCGAGCGUGUGCGUGGACUACAACACCCAGGAUUCUCUGAUCCGUUGGGACUCAUAUGAGAACUUCACCCACCGCAGUGAGGGCACCGCCGUCGCGGAUGAAGAGCACGAUGUUGUUCACACUCAAGGUCCACUUGAUGGUAGCCUGUAUGCACGGGUCCGCAAGAAAGACUCCCUGGAGGGAGUGGUCACCAUCAACGGCCUGCCAGUUCACGAAAACCUCCUGACCGCUGUAGAGAACCCUUUGCGACACCCAAACCACCAACUUCAAACCACAGAGCAUACCCUUCCUGUAACAGGCCAUGCCUCUCUUCCUGCGGUUGACCACACCCUCUCUGUGAGCAGCGACUCGGGCAACUCCACCGCCUCCGUCAAGACUGAUCGAACUGAGGAACAUUGUCAGUCUCUGCAGGGCGGCUCAAGCCAUGGUAACCAAGUAGCAAGUCACCCACUGCUCAGCCCUCAUGAGAAGAAAGAACUUGAUCAGCUUUUGAGUGGACUUGAGGCUCCUGUUCAUCAACGACAAGCGUAUUUGUCUACUUCAGCCAGUCCGGGAGGAGGUGUCCGACACCUCGUCCCUGCACAAGUGCAUGUCAACGGGGGCCACACCAGGCUAGCUUGUGUACCUUCAACAGAAGAGCGCGAGACAGAUAUUCUUGACGACGAGCUGCCCAAUAGCCAAGAGGGUAAUAGCGUGGACAGCUUGGGCACACUCUCAUCCUUAGAAGGUCAGGCCACAGCAGCUGACCUCUACUACCAGUCAGAAACCCCCAUCAGUGCUCAAAACGACGGGCCUUUCCUUGAAAGAGGGGUUCUUGGAAAAAAGUUGAAUGAGAUGCCUGUGCACGGGAUACAAACACCCACUGCAAUGCAGGAGUGCAGCGCCUUGGUGUCCCCACAAGGUGGGUACAACAACUACCAGAAUGGAAGUGGAAUGUAUCGCUCACAGUCCUUUGGUAAUCCGCCAGCUGGCAGCCCUGAGGCCAACCCUAAACUGAUGCCCAGGGCACCAGAGAGGAGCACCAGUAGCCGGGAAGCUGUUCAAAGAGGUCUCAAUACAUGGCAUCAGUAUAGCCUCCCAGAUGAUCCUUUUGGCCCACCACUUCAGUCCACCCAUAGCUUGCCACAUUUUCCUUCGUCCGCUUCUCAAAGGGACAUCGAGCAGUCCAUUGAGGCCCUCAACAUGCUAAUGCUCGACCUGGAUCCGAUCAACUCCCACAUGUCCAAGUCAUACAGUGCACCUCCUGGGGAAAACACCCUCCAUUCAUCGCAGGUGCCCUUCUCCCAGACUCUUACAAGGCCCUCAUACCAAGCAGACUUUGCCAUCCACGGCUACAGCACCUCUGGGUCAUUCAACAACACCUUCCAUCAGCCACCACGCUCCACCGGGAGAACUUUUCCCAACCAGAGCCCUGUUUUGGAGUCUCCAAUGUACUCUCCUCAAAGGCCCAGCCCCACCUACCAGCACCAAAACACAACCCCAACACACACACCUGAACCCUACAUGCACACACGCCAAGCGCAGCACCACUUUCCCUCCGUUCCCUCCCCGAACGUCCAACAGCCGCUAAAGCCUGUGAACUCUUACACGGUCGGCGUCGUGUCGCACUCCCCAGACCCACAGGGAUCAUCACCCUAUCCAGGCUGCAGCGAGUCCUCCUCCCCACUUCCCGCUCUCACCCCGCAGCCUAAAGACGCCUCCUCUUCGUCUUUGGCCCGAGACCAAGAUGCAGAGGAGGACAAUCUGAACCUGGAAGGCCUGGUGGCUCACCGCAUCGCCGGGCUACGCUCCAGGGGAAUAACCCCUGAGGUCAACCAGGAGACAGGUCGGCGUCGAACCACCAGUGAGGGUCAGUACCACAGUGGCCAUGACAACAGGUCAGCAAGCCUUUCGCCAGACUUCAGCGACAGUCUGUCCCACAACCCUGGAGGAAGACUGAGAGAGGACCCAAUGCAAAGCUACAGGGAAGUUUUUGAGGAGAAUGAUGCCAAUAGGUUUGCCAGCAACAGUCCCCCUUGGCGAGGCUGUGCUCGCUCCCUACCUGGUCGGACGUCGGCAUCAGGUGUGAGUCCUCAUCAAAAGGUUGCAUCUGACUCAGAUUCUAGUGAUGGAGAGCAAGAUAAUCGCGGUUUCGUGGAAUUUAGAGCACAGCAGUUCAGCGCUCCUCUCACCUCCAGCAGCCCCGACGGACGGAGGUAUGCUUCUUCGGACCACGGCCCUCACAGCUCGGCACCGUUCUACCCUCAAAGACCCGCCUCCCCUGACGGCUCCCAGGUCAACAUCAUGGGUGUCCACACCGUCCCCGGUAGCCCCAAUACCCUUCACCGCACAGUAGCCACCAACACGCCCCCAAGCCCUGCCCUACAAAGACGCCUCGGCCAAGCCAGCCCGUCGUCGCUCAGACACACCCCUCCAGCAGGCAGCAGCCGGGACAACAUACCCUCCAGCCCCUUGAUUGGCAGAAACCCCAAAACAGCAGGCGCUAGCGUGCCACCUUCCAGCCCCCUGAUGGGGCGGCGGGCCAUGGCGAGCGGCCACAGUACCCCUGAUGAGUUGGGGGCCACGUCUCGUCAGGCACAGCCGCCUUCCACACCCGCCUUUCCCGUCUCCCCCCAGCUGCCAGACAAGAAGAAUGCUAUCAUCACGGGUGUAGAGAGGACAGAAAACAAGAACCUGGUGCUGGACGGUAGUGGGUCAAACCUGACCGAGACGCUCACAGACACCUCUAAGUCCAUUUAUGACGAUUAUCCAGACAUCAAGAUGAACGUCAAGUUUGUCCAGGACACGUCCAAGUUCUGGUACAAGCCCGAGAUUUCCCGGGAGCAAGCCAUCAACGUGCUUAAGGACAGGGAACCCGGUGCAUUCGUCAUCAGGGACAGCCACUCCUUCCGUGGGGCGUACGGUCUCGCCUUGAAGGUGGCCUGCCCGCCACCAACAGUGCCGCAAAGCAAAAAAGUUGGAGAGCUGACCAACGAGCUUGUGAGACACUUUCUGAUCGAGACGAGCCCCAAAGGUGUUCGUCUGAAGGGAUGCCCCAAUGAGCCCUACUUCGGCUGUCUCUCGGCGUUGGUGUACCAACACUCCAUGACGCCGCUGGCACUGCCCUGCAAGCUGAUGAUCCCCACCAAAGACCCAAAUGAGGAGGCGCUGGAGCUGGCUACACCCACCGACCCAGUUGUGGAGCUUCUGAAGCAAGGAACAGCUCCCAAGAUUCCGGAGGAGUCUUACGCAUGCAACGUGCUCUAUAUUAACUCUGUGGACAUGGAGUCCCUAACAGGCCCUCAGGCCAUCGGCAAGGCCAUCAGUCAGACACUGGCGACCAAUCCUCUGCCCGCCGCCACCGUCGUCCACUGCAAAGUUUCCCCGCAGGGGAUCACGCUGACAGACAGUCACAGGAAGAUCUUCUUCCGGCGACAUUAUCCACUAAGCACCAUAACCUACAGUGACACUGAUCCCCAAGACAGAAGGUGGGGCAAAGAGGGCGGUGGUUCAGUCAGGCUUUUUGGCUUUGUGGCGAGGAAACAAGGAAGCACAACCGACAACGUCAGUCACCUGUUUGCAGAGCUGGACGUGGACCAGCCCGCCUCGGCCAUCGUCGGCUUCAUCUCCAAAAUGAUGCGGCGGUGAACUGCCGCUGGAUGGCGGCUAUUUCAAAUCAUUGUGGUGUAUAUCCGCUCUGAGGAUAUACGACGAUGUCCUUUUUAUUUGAUUGUAUUAUUUGGUUUGAUCGACGUGUCCCACACGUCUUUUGGAGGGAGUAGUCGAGAACUCGCGGAAGGGGGCUGCGAACGUGGUUAAGACGGCGGCAGCGGCGGCGGCGGCGGCUGGAUCGAGUGGCGAAAAUUGAGAGCGGUAAGUUCAUGCGAGGGCUGUGCGCGACGUUUCAGGGUUGUUGUUUUUCUUGAUCGUUUUUACCAAAGGUAGCCAGAAAAUUACGAGCGCAAGCAAGAACGGCGUAGCAACGAAGCCGUUCUUAUCAUUUUUCUCCUUUAAAAAGAUGGACACACAAAGAAGCGACGUUUCUUGUCUUCAGGAAAAGAAAAAAAAAAAUAGAUAGCCUGGAUGCUUUCCACGGAACUUUGACUGAAGACGUUAUGCAUGUUAGCUUGAUCUUUAAGCUUGGUUCUCCUACCUUCCACCCAACCUUGUCAAGGCCCCUCGGAGCGGACUCUUCUGGUUCUGCCGUGUGUCAGAAAGGGCUCUGCAGUGACUGAUCUAAACUGCACAUCUCAGACCAGAUCCCUUCCCCAAAAAAACAGAAAAAAAAAAGCUCCGCCAAGGUCGUCCCCUAACGAAAGACUACACUUUCACUGCAAGCAGGGUGACUUUGACAGGAUUGACCACCGGGUGGCGCCACCCCAGUCAAGCUUGCACUGACUGACACUGGAAAGCACCUCCAGGAAACUCCAACCUGGAACCUAUGCACUGUUCUUUCUGCAUGCUGUUCCUCCCUCAUAGCUGCAUUCACUGAAAACAUUCUAUGCUGUGUGCCACUUAGACACUGAGGCUGUUUGACUCGUCAAGAGACUGCAUGAAGUAGACUUUUUUUUUUAUUUUAUUUUUUAAAAACGCCCCUCCGAGUCCUCAAGACGUAGACGACCCCAUUUUUGAAGUAGUCCAACGAUAGUAAAAUGUUCGAUUUUUCUUUUUUUUUUUUGUUUUGGUCUGACCGAGCCCCGUCUCGUUGUUUGUGUUGUCAGAAAAACGCAUUCGGAUACUUUUAGCAGGAAAAAAAAAAAAAAAAAAGUGCAAAAAUUGCACACACUCAAGCAUCUACAAUAAGAGGAUGGAUAUAAAUGUACAUAGAUGAACUACUUUGAAAGGUGACUUAGCGAAAAGUAUUUAUUUUUGUUGCUUUGGUCCCUCAUGAGUACUCAUGUUAUGCAUAUAUUGUACAGUCUAGAUAAAGAAAUGGGUUCAGGAAAAAAAAAAGAAAAAAAAAAAAAAAUCUAUACUUAUUUUGGCUAAUGAUUUCAAAGUCUGAGGAUUUUGGAAAAUGCGUUUGGAUACAUGGUGUACAUGACUUUGUACAUGCGUUUGUUUCGGCUCCAUCUUGUUUGUCAUCUUGGCGAGAGACUUGCAUGGACAGGGAGAGUGCGUGAGCUAGCGUUUGUAGGCGGGUCGGAAUCUUUUUAGAAAUAAUUGUAGCAGAUAGAUCUUUGCAGAUUUUCCAAAAAAAAAAAAAAAAAAGGGAAAAGAGGCCAAGUUCAAAUGCAAUAUAUAUAUAUAUAUACAUAUAUAUAUAUAUAU
Molecule: messenger RNA, 7156 nt
Organism: Entelurus aequoreus (snake pipefish)
Lineage: Eukaryota; Metazoa; Chordata; Actinopteri; Syngnathiformes; Syngnathidae
Gene: tns1a
Product: tensin 1a
Exons: 32
Coding region: 938-5533 (1531 amino acids)
Biological process (GO): fibroblast migration
Molecular function (GO): protein binding
Source: RefSeq, a predicted model, not a curated record